AUGCUGACCCACCUGUACUCUACCUUCGUGGACCUGAUGAAAGCCUUCGACAUGGUGAAUCGUGAAGGACUGUGGAAGAUCAUGCAGAAAUUCGACUGUCCGGAGCGAUUCAUUCAGAUGGUGCGUCAGCUGCACGACGGUAUGAUGGCGCGAGUCACGGACAACGAAGCUGUCUCAGAGGCAUUCGCAGUGACCAACGGAGUGAAGCAGGGCUGCGUACUGGCGCCUACUCUCUUCAGUCUUAUGUUCCCUGCCAUGCUGAUGGACGCCUACCACGAUGAACGCCCCGGGAUCCGCAUCGCCUACAGGACAGAGGGCUACCUUCUGAAUCAACGGCGAAUGCACUUCCAACCGCGCGUCUCCACAACCACCGUUAACGAACUUCUCUUCGCCGACGACUGA
This is a messenger RNA of Spirometra erinaceieuropaei, 402 nucleotides long. The record is from the annotation of a GenBank genome assembly. NCBI's taxonomy places the organism in Eukaryota, Metazoa, Platyhelminthes, Cestoda, Diphyllobothriidea, Diphyllobothriidae.